Molecule: messenger RNA, 1212 nt
Organism: Diutina rugosa
Lineage: Eukaryota; Fungi; Ascomycota; Pichiomycetes; Serinales; Debaryomycetaceae
Product: SCF ubiquitin ligase complex subunit
Exons: 1
Coding region: 1-1212 (403 amino acids)
Biological process (GO): SCF-dependent proteasomal ubiquitin-dependent protein catabolic process
Cellular component (GO): SCF ubiquitin ligase complex
Molecular function (GO): protein binding
Source: RefSeq, a predicted model, not a curated record
AUGAUGGACGACACCUCGAAGCAGGCGGUGGCUUUAUUCGAACAGGCCGCCGACAAGGAGUCCCACGGCCACAUGAGCGACGCUUUAUCAUUAUACCGACAGGCGUACAAGCUCCACGAGCACGUCGACCAGCUUUAUCGGGCGCAAAUGGUGCCGGCGAAGAUUGAUGGACUACGACAAGAACGCGGCAAAAACGCCGGCGUCCGUGUCGACGACGACGCCGUGCUGAGGAUAGACGUCGACAAACUCCUUCGGCUGUUUGAGAAUGUGGCUGCCGAGGCUCCUGACGGCACCAACGACGAUUCUCAUCUCACGAUCAAAUUGGCAAAAAUGGGGCUCGAAGAAGACGACGAAAUCGUCGAUCUCCAGCCGAUCCUGCCAUUGGAACACCUUCCAGAGGACGUGUGGAUGAACAUACUUGAGAUUCUCGUCGCUACUGACCCGGUGGCGUGGUUUAAGUGGCUGAUUUGCUGUAAGCGCCACGCCUAUCUCGGACUCCUGGACCACCUGACGGUGUGGCGCCAGUUGUGCUACCUCAUAUACCCCAAGCAACACUGGGCGGAAAACGUAUACCUGCGAACAUUGGCGGAUGAAGUGAUCCCAAGCGAUUUACUCAAAGUGCUCCCUCAGUACGAUAACCUGUGGAAAGUAAUGCUUAAGACUCGACCAUUUAUUAAAUUCCUCGGGUGCUAUAUUCUGGCCGUCAAUUUCUAUUCCGAAGGUGGAAAGCUGGAGUUCUCUAGCUCGUGGACUAACCCCGUGAAGAUCACUACUUAUUACCGCUACCUCCGGUUCUACCCUGACGGUAUGGUCGCCAAAGUGCGUACUCUGCUUGAACCGACAAAAGUGGUACCUCAGCUCCUGCGACAUAACCAGCUGGUACGUACACUGGCCCUCCCUGAACUGGGCCCACUACAAGUGGUUAAGGACCCCCACAUGAUCCAACACGGGCGUUGGACCAUCAGCUCCGAGGGGCGGGUGGUGGUGACCAUCGACAACGCCAACAAGUACUACCGCCUCGACUACACCUUCGACAUCAAGCUGAUCGGCGGGCUCAUGCGCCACGCCAAGCUCUCGUGGAACAAGUGUGUCGGCACCCGCAAGAGCCAGUUCCUCAACGACGACCGCGAAGGCGAGGUCGAGGAGUUUUCGUUGCGAAACGAGAAGCCGUUCAAGUUCUCUCGCGUCGCGUCGUACACUUACACAAACUAA